This is a messenger RNA of Cyprinus carpio (common carp), 1009 nucleotides long. RefSeq names its product transmembrane protein 216 (gene tmem216). The record is from RefSeq and is a predicted model, not a curated record. Gene Ontology annotation, biological process: non-motile cilium assembly. NCBI's taxonomy places the organism in Eukaryota, Metazoa, Chordata, Actinopteri, Cypriniformes, Cyprinidae. Gene Ontology annotation, cellular component: ciliary transition zone.
ACUAAAUCAAAUCAUUAAAAAUCAGUGUAUUUGUAUUUAAAAAGAUGGAUUUAAUGAGAAUGUGAAUGUCAUGCUGUUACAGAUUAUCUACUUAGUUUCAGCAUCAUUUUGUAAAGAAGUUUGCUUUGUGAUAACAGAUCUUAAAUUGACUGAGAUUGAUUGUGGUCUGAGGUUGGUACAUUUUUGAGAGAUUUAGGACCAAAAACAGAAAGAGACAGAGAUAGUUACAAUUACAACUCCCAGUCUCUCCUUACACUGCUGCAUUAUGUUCAUUAAUUCAGUAUUUAAUUUUGCUUUUGCAGAAGGACAGCCUGUCUUGUCCUCCACACCGCUACAGAUCCUGUUUCACUUGAACGGCUGGUAUUUUGCAGCUUUCUUCAUCGCUGAGAUUCUUAUGUUUAUCUACAAAGGGGUGAUCCUCCCUUACCCACAAGCCAAUCUGAUAUUGGAUGUUGUCCUGCUGCUCCUCUUCUUGGGCCUGGAAACCCUCAGACUCUUCUAUGGCUGGAAGGGGAACCUGUGCCAGCGCUCUCUGGCUCUGUUUGUGAGUGUUGCAGUUCUGGUGCCCUGUGCGGUGCUGAGCGUCUACUACCUUCUGCUGCAGACCUUUGUGUUGCGGCUGGAGUUUGUGCUCAAUGCUGUGCUGCUCUGCUUCUACAGCUUUGAGCUGGUUCUGGGGAUCAUAACCAUUUCGGUUUUUUCAAGGGCCAACAUUUAUUAAUUCCAUCUGCUUUUUUGACGUCAGACUGAAAACACUGAACGGAAUAAGCUCGCAGUCUUUCAGAUUGAGAGCUGUCAAGAUUUGCAACACAUUGAAGUUACAUUAAACACAUUUUUUUUUUGUACAGUUUUUCAAACAAAUAUAUUAAGCACCUUUAUUAAGUUGAUCUUGAGCUGUAUUAAACGCUAUUUUCAGUGUACACAGAAUUUUAUAAAUAAUGCGUUUUUAAUUGCUAUGUAAAUGUAUUUAUGUAAAUAAAGUUUGCCAUUGUUAAAUGGUAGAGUGAAA